UGCCGCUCUUAGACAUGGCAUGAAUAGAAUGACAUUUGUAUCCACCCUGUGAGGUCAUGCCAGAUGACAUGUUACAAAAUCGAUCUUCCUCACAUUCACGUCGUACGUUUCCCCUCUCUCUGUUGCAGAUAUCCUACCAACAAGUGGGUAAAGCUGGGAACUUUCCAUGCUCGCGAUGAACGGAUAGUCCAGAGCUUCCCACUAGAUGAACAGCUUUAUGCUAAAUAUGUGAAGAUGUUCAUCAAGUACAUAAAGGUUGAACUUCUCUCUCAUUUCGGAUCUGAACACUUCUGUCCCCUCAGUCUUAUCAGGGUGUUUGGUACCAGCAUGGUGGAGGAGUAUGAGGAGAUAGCAGAUUCUCAGUACCCCUCAGAGAGACUUGAGUAUUUGGAUGAGGACUAUGACUAUCCUCCUGGCUACCAACCAACAGAAGACAAGGCCUCCAAAAACCUGCUUGGUUCAGCAACCAAUGCCAUCCUAAACAUGGUAAACAACAUUGCUGCUAAUGUGCUGGGAGGAAAGCCAGAGCUGGAGAGUGGAGCAGAAACGGGAGGUAACGCAACAACAGAGGGGGGUGAAAAGGAGAGCACAGAGUCAGCUAAACCAACUGAGGCCCUAGACACAGUACUGCAACCUUCAAAGCCAGAACAACCUACAACAGAAGAGGUCUCCGUCUCUAGUGACUCCUCCACAUCUUCCCACUCAUCAUCUGAUCCACAUAAGGAUGUGGAUCAGAUUGUCACUCUAGUAGAGGAGGAGGAAGAGGAUGAGGAGAUCAGACUGUCAACUGUUACUCUAUUGGAGGAGGAGGGAGAGGAUGAUGAAGAAGGGGAAAAGAGCGAGGAGGAGAUGAGGAAGGAGGCAGACAGGAACCAGUGGGAGAGCCAGGCUUACUGUCCUUUCACCUCCUUCUCCUCCCUCUCUCUGUCUUGCAUGGUCACCCUGCCUGAGCUGCUCCAUCGCUGGUGCUCCGCCAGGCUGGCCAAGGAGAGACUGCGCAGCCUUAAGAAGAGGCAGCUUAGCACUCAAACACAGACUCACCCUACUGUGAGCACACCUGUCCUCACACACACACCUCCACUGAUUCCUAUUCCUGCCCCCACACCUAUCCAAGAACCCCUCCCUCUCACAGAAAAAGCUCCAGAACUCGAGGUGCCUGAGAAGGGGCAAAAUGAGUGCAAAGCUCUCAGUGAGGAGUACACCACUGACACGCCUCUCAGCACUGACACACCUGAUUCAUACACUCCCGAGCUCAACAUCCUCCUAGAGCCAAGCAGAACCUCCACCAUCCCCCCUCAGAGUUUCUCAGACAGCCACAGCUCCCUAACACAGCCUACCCCAACCCCUAAGGAGAGCUUGUUACCUUUAAUUAAAGACGCAACCCUAGAUCCUGUCCCCACUCCUCCCCUCCAAGCUGUCUCUAUCCCAAAGACGCAGCACGCCAGCAGCGUCACCCCCACGCUUUCUGCCAGCACUCCCCCGUUAUCUCCAUCUUCUGAGACGGCUUCUCCUGUCGUCACGGUUCCUCCUGUCAAAGAUCAGCCUGUUCAGCCUCUUCCCACUGCUUCAAGACCUGAGGAUUUUAUCUCCCCUCCCACUGAGCUGCCAGCAGCUUUGCCUUCAAAUGACAUUCACACAGACUCAGUUAAGUCAGGCGUAGACAGCGGGGACUCGCAGAGACAAAAUGUUCAGGCUUCCCAGACCCACGGGGAGCAGGCUGAUUCACUUCCUCAGACAGGAGAGCCUCAUCGGAUGGAAGAGGCCGUAGAAGAGGAACUGCUGAGUGCUAGUGGGAAUGGCAACGCUCAGCGGACGGCUACAGACUUCUAUGCAGAGCUGCAGAACGGUGGAGAUUAUAAUGGUGGAGCAGUGAAUGGGAACAGCGUGUUAGUUAACGGAGGCGCAGUCCACGGAUCCAGCCAGAAAGAGAGUGUGUUCAUGAGGCUGAACAACAGGAUCAAAGCUCUGGAGAUGAACAUGAGUCUGUCCAGCAGAUACUUGGAGGAACUCAGCCAGAGAUAUCGUAAACAGAUGGAAGAGAUGCAGAAAGCGUUCAAUAAGACCAUCAUCAAGCUGCAAAACACCUCCCGUAUUGCUGAGGAACAGGACCAGAAGCAGACAGAGUCCAUCCAAGUCCUGCAGAGUCAGUUGGAAAACGUCACUAAACUGAUGCUCAAUCUCACAGCUACAGUCAGCGAGCUGCAGAGAGAGGUAUCGGACCGUCAGAGCUACCUGGUGGUCUCUCUGAUUCUGUGUCUAUUUCUGGGGAUCCUGCUGUGUCUGCAGUGCUGCCGCAGCUCGACCCCCGGCCCCAGCACCAACUCCACUGCUCUUCCCAAGAGCAACCACUACCCCAGCCCCAAGAGAUGCUUCUCCUCUUACGAUGACAUGAGCCUGAAGCGCAGGGUGACCUGCCCGCUUGUUCGCUCCAAGUCGUUUCACCUGUCCUCUACAGAAGUAGGUCCAGAUGACUUGUACAUUGUAGAACCUCUAAGGUUUUCUCCAGAGAAAAAGAAAAAACGCUGCAAGGCAAAGUCUUUGGACAAAGUUGAGACUCUGAAGGCAUUCGAUCCUUCUGCUCUCCUCACUAACGGGGAUCCCAAGUUUAACAGCUUCCACCCGUGUCUCCCUGCGCCACCAUCCUCGACACGCCCCCUACCUCUUCCUCCUCCACCUCCACCUCCUCCUCCCUUGCCUCCUCCCCCUUCAACACCCCAGGAGGGCCCAUUAUUGCCCCGUCGCGCCUCUAAGGAGUUCCCCUCAGAGACUAGCAGCUGCAGCUCGUCCACCCAUUCUGAGGAGUCGUACGCCAGCCGGCUCCCCCCUCCCUCUCCCGUCUUCCCCGCUGAUGGCGUGUGCAACGGCCACGGCCUUUCUUUCCCCCUCGGCCAGCCGGUUGCGAAGUCCCGUCAGGAGAAGCGCUCAACGAAGCGGCGGAAGUCUCGCCAGACCGAGCUGCAGUUCCCGCACAUGCCAGUGGGGAGCGUUGGUUCUCUGCCCAGCCUGCAGCAGCUUAUGAAGGGAAACAAGGAGAUGAGUGUCGGGACCAUCGGGGUGACAGCCGUCACAGGACAUGUCUGAAUCCUCACACGUCACCUUUACACAAUUAUCUGCUCACACCUGUGCACACACUACACGGUAGCGGACACGACAGACAGAAGAGGUCUUACCACAUCCCAAAGAACCACAUUUCCCAUGAGCACCCAGGCGCACCGUGGAACUGAAUUGGCUAUGGCAGCAGUAGCUCAACAUCAUUCAAGACCCGUUUACGGUUAUGUGCCUUUAUAUCUGUUCUAGACCUUCUAACUCUUAAAAACGUGAAAUGUAAACAGUUGUUGAUGUGCACAAAAAGACACUGUGAUAGGAAGUGAAACACCAGGAAGAGUCAAAACUAUUGAAGUGUGUUUGAGAGAUUUUAUUUUAUUUUCAUUUUUCUACUGGAUAAGCACAUUUACCCAUGAAAGUGGAGCACCAGUGAAUUCAUUUCCCCACUCUGAGCACAGUGAGGAGAGGUGCUGGUCUCAACUCCGUGUUCCUUGAAAAGUGUUAGGCUGCUCUUUGGGAUGAAAUAUGUCAUUAUAAGAGGACUGUGGAGCAUGACAAAUGACUUCUCUUAUCCUUAUUUCCUCCUGUCUUUCAUUGCCAUCAUUUAACCUUUUCCAUCCUGCCUUAGUCUCUAAAUGACUGCAGGUGUUUGUUUGGGACCAGUGGGUAAAACAGUCUCAUUCUCGCCUUCUGUCUCUGUCAGUUUGUUCCAAACCAACCACGAGAGCUGAAUGAAGAAAAGUCUACAUGAAUGUAUUAGCCCUUUUCUUUUCUUUUCUUUUUUUUUUAAGUGUCUCAAUUAACUUCAUAAAACAAAUACAGUAGCAGCAGUCCAGCUCCUGUAGACCCUGCUCAGUUUGGGCUGGGCCCAAAAACGCUGUCACAAUAGAUUUUGUAACUGUGAUAAAACAGCUCAGAGGCAAGAAGCUGUAAUAUAAUUGUUUCAUUACUUUUAUAGUUCUUUCAUUUGUAACUGAGCCGUGUUUCUCUUAGCAUUGCUGGUUCGGCUUGUUUGAGUUGCUGUCAGAGCCAGUAUGGGGCAAAGUGUUUCCUGUUAAGGGCACAGUUUACUGUAGGGUAACCUUGGGUAACAGAGCUGAAUGUUUACGCACACCCUCUCGUGGACCUUGCAGAUGGGUCUGACAGAUCAGCUUUAUUUAUCUAUUUAUUUAUUUAAAUGAACAGAAUUUUCUAACCUAGUUGCUGGUUUGCCAGUCUCCCAGUCUUGCAGCGUCACAGUGGCUCAAUGCAAGUUUGUUACAUAGAAUUACUACUCAGUGGUACUGACACAUACAGUCAUGGUGGAUGGCUCAAACACAUUUGCUUUCUUUCGUUUUCUUACCUUAUAAUAAAUUCUAAUUGUACUUGGCUCAGCCUGAAAUAUCGGACAGUAAUCGCAUUUUAUAUCCAACAGUUAAAGGCUACAUGUAUGUUGGGAACACGCUGCUGCUUCUAUGUGUGUUCAGAGCUGCUGGAAAGUUGGAGAUGCUUUUAUUUUUAAAGAAAAAGAGGCUAUAACAAUGACUGUAGUACUGUGCUGUCUUCUGUCUGCCUUUUCAGCAUCUCUGCUGGAUUGGCUAACUGAUUUUAUGUUACCCUGGCUGUUUUGUUCAUGUAUAUUCAAUAUAACAAUUCAGCAAAAACACUGCAGGAAGCUGCAGAUUUGAAAGGAAGAUAUUUGUUUUUGUUUGCUUUUAAAGAAUAAAUUUAACAGGUUUGUUUUUUUUGUUUGUUUUUUUAUUCCCCCUUCUAUUUAUGCAAUUUCAUAGAGGUUCUGCAUGGUUGGUGUUGGACGUCUUGACAGACAGAAUUUUCUUCUAAUGCUACCAUCCCAUAUGAGUGUCAUUACCUGUUCUGACCAGCUUCUACUGCUCUUCUUUCCUUACAUAUCUUUAUCCAGAAAUGUCACCUCUGACCCCCUGUGCACGACUUCUGUCUGUGACUGUGAAGAAAACUUUAAAUAUGCCUGCUUUGAUUAACCACUCUACCAUGUUCCUGUUGGCUUCAAAUGCUUUUUCAUUCUGCUUGCCUGCUUUUCUGUCUAGCU
Molecule: messenger RNA, 5092 nt
Organism: Neolamprologus brichardi
Lineage: Eukaryota; Metazoa; Chordata; Actinopteri; Cichliformes; Cichlidae
Source: RefSeq, a predicted model, not a curated record